AUGGAUGACGUCGUCGUUGAGGAGAGCUCAAAUCAAUUGAUCGCUCAGAUUAAUCUCAAGCCGAUCGAAACACUUGGAGGACUAUCAACAUCAUCACCCAUCUCAGAAUCAGCACAAUCAAAUUAUCUGUUCAAGCUAUUCUCUAACCAACUACCAAGAUCUUCAGAAUGGUUUCAAAGAUUCUACUCACUGCCUAUCUCACUCCAUCAGUUCAACUCAACCAUCAAUCACAACGAGCACAUCAGAGCCUCAAACUGCUUAAUCUCGACCAUCAACGGACAACUCAUCAACCUACGCUCAAUCACCCAAUCCAACCAGCAUCAUCACAGCCACCACCAUCACCAUCACCAUCAUCACCAUCAUCAUCAUCAUCACGGGGAAGACCAGGAUCAUCAGCUGCGAUUUGAAUUAAACAAACAACUGUUCAAACACUCAAAUCAAUCACUCUCCUCCAUCUCAACAUCUAAACCGAUCAACCCUUCAAACCUAUCACCUGCAAUCAAAAUCCCACAUCCACUCAAGCCAUCGUCUGCCUCGAUUUAUUCAAACUCAUCUAGAUCCUCUUCAACCUCUUCUAUCCAUUCUCUCGGUCAUCAUUCCAUCAAGGCAUCCCCAACAGUCUCAAUCUCAAUCCUCAACCACCCAAGCUCAAGCAACCUCAACGAUCAAAUCGAAAGCUUACAGCUAGACCAUCAUCAACAGUAUCAACACCCAUCCCAUCAAAAACAAUCACAACCCUAUUCACCACAUCAAACCGAUGGUUAUCCCAAUCACCUGUCCAAGAAGGAGCCACUCUCCCCAAAACAUAUCGAAUCUAGAUCUACAUCUCAAUCCCCAACCUCAUCAAGUGCCUCUUAUCCUCGCCACAAAUCUACUCGCAAUUCGAUCAGUCAUCCAUUUGAAUCACUCUGGCAAGGCUCGACUCAUCAACAGUUCAAACUGCCAUCUUCAGCAUCAUUAUCUACAAUCAUAAACGAGCAAUCCAAGGUUGAUAUCACCCCUCCAUCCGAUCAGCAACAACGCAACACUCCUUUACCUUCUCCCACACCCUCAAAUCCUGGCCCCACUUCAUCAUCUCCUUUCACCUUCUCUUCGUCUACCUUGGUCAAUCCUCUGCCAUAUCCUGAUCCAAUCAUCUCCACCAUCACCCUUCAUAUUCAUCAAAGCCUUCUUACACCAUCCGCAGACCAAUCACCUUCCCAAUCUUCCUCUCCUGACAAUCAUGUUCACAUUCAAAACCCUCAGCAUCCUUCCAGCACACUGAUAUUCACUCUAUCCAGGUUUGGUGUUCAAAAAUCUCGCCUCUUGACGGUCACAUCAUCCAUUCACUCGAUUUAUGUCAAUCCGAUGGUCUCAUUCAGUUUGAUGAUUGGAUAUUCCUGA
Molecule: messenger RNA, 1383 nt
Organism: Puccinia graminis f. sp. tritici CRL 75-36-700-3
Lineage: Eukaryota; Fungi; Basidiomycota; Pucciniomycetes; Pucciniales; Pucciniaceae
Exons: 2
Coding region: 1-1383 (460 amino acids)
Source: RefSeq, a predicted model, not a curated record